This is a messenger RNA of Lachancea mirantina, 1014 nucleotides long. The record is from the annotation of a GenBank genome assembly. NCBI's taxonomy places the organism in Eukaryota, Fungi, Ascomycota, Saccharomycetes, Saccharomycetales, Saccharomycetaceae.
AUGACUUCGUCGUUCUUGUCGAUAUAUUCCGAUAGUUGGACGCUUUCGGAGCCCGGAAACGAGCACUUGCUAGAGAUCGACGCGACUUCGUCUCGGACGAGAUCGACCACCAGAUCGCGCAUUUCAAGAGCUGGAGACCGCGUUGGGUUGGCCAGUGAGUUGUUAGAGGAGUAUGAUGGCGUUCGGGCGACAUUGCAGGCGGUGUGCGCUAUUGAGCCACGAGGAGUCGCGGAGCGAAGCGUGCGAGUGUUGAGUCGGAUCGCGGCGAGUAUGCGGGAACAAGACGUUGCUCUGACCGACUGCGUGAUUAUGCAUAGGUAUGUGUGGGACGCGUGGGACGGCGCGGUGCUUACGCGCGACGAGACACGUUUUCCGUUGGAAAACGUGCCAGUCAAGUGCAACGUGUUGCAAAUGUUGAUCGCAGUAGUACAGGAGCAGCACGCUGGCGGCACCGCCAAGACUGAGAAAGUUUUGGAAUAUCUAGAGCGACUGAUCGGUGCCUGGGGUAGUUCGGGACCUGCUGGAGCCGCUCGCCAGCACGUGAGGAACGUUUCUAACGUCAGCGACGUUUUGCGACCCUUCCAAACAGGCACCGGGAGCAGUGUCGUUAGCAGCGGAAGCAGCGAAGCUGGAGCGACGGGAGACGCACGUGCACGGCGGAGAGCGUCACGGGCGUCGACACAGCUCUUACAAAACUGGUUUCGGGCUCCGAAGUCGCGUCCCACGCGCAAGGGCAGUGACAGCGCAGGUUCACUUGCGGCGACAAACAACACGGCUGAGGAACCCACGACACCGCUGGCGGCGCCACACAGGAGGCAGGACCUUCAAUCGAUGCGCGCGUACAAGAACGCAAUCUCUGGCCUCGAGAUGGCACUAGACGUACUUCCUCGGACACGUGACAAUGCGAUGGUGUUCGAGUUUGUCGACACAAGUGUUAAUACGUUUUUGCUGGGCGAUUGCAAGCUGCUGCUGCGACAGUACAUUCGAGAUAGCGUGCUGGCGGUGCUGGCAUAG